Messenger RNA from Ooceraea biroi (clonal raider ant), 12640 nucleotides. RefSeq names its product EGF like, fibronectin type III and laminin G domains protein pikachurin. The record is from RefSeq and is a predicted model, not a curated record. Lineage: Eukaryota; Metazoa; Arthropoda; Insecta; Hymenoptera; Formicidae. Gene Ontology annotation, molecular function: calcium ion binding.
GAGAACCGUCGAGCUUCACCGGCGCGACGCGAGUCGAGGGUGAACAGUGUGUCGGCGAGGGGGUAGUGCCGCGAACCCUACACGGGAAACCGGGAGAGUUUCGUGGCGUCGCGGCGCUCUCGCGAGAGCAUCCACGUCGAACGGCGAACGCGCGGACCCUUCUCCCGAAGGGCUCCCACCUCGGAAGCGACGCUUUUUCCCUUAUUGAUUCCGGCCCUUCGGUUCGCGGCCCGUUUGUGGCGUGAUCGCUCGAUAAGUUGCGUCUCCGUACGCACGCACGUACGCACGCAUCGCAGACGCGUAUCCUUAACUGCGAGCUGCGAGUCGCGAGCUGAUAGCUUAAUCCCUCUCGAUCGAAAUUGAUUUUCACGCACGAAUUUUUCACGGUUUUAAUCAUUCGUCCAUUACUUAACAGUCUCGUUAUUCCCAAGUUGCUUGUUGCUCCUACGUCACGGAUUACUGCGUCGGAGGGCCGAUCUUUCCUGAGGAACGAAUUUCGCGAUCUCUCAUAUGGAGAAUCGCCGAGGCUCGUGUGAACGGUUGUUGGAGCAUCGAUUCGUCGCGUUGUGAAGAGUGUCUCGGGGACUGGUGCAUCUCGGAUCGUCUGAUGCUGAUCGCGAGUAAUUAGUGAUCCGAUUAAAAAGAGUGCCGCGUGUGCCGCGUGGGUGAUCAACGGGAUCCAUUGGAGCAUGCAACAGUAAGAGGACUCACCGAUUACAAAGCACGUGCAUGUUCAUCGCCGGACGAUGGCUGGACUACGCUACGUUUGCCAGCUCCUCGUCGUCCUGGAAUACCUGUCGGUCGUUCUGGUGCUCGCCCAGAACCCCGUGGAGGAUAAGACCACCUUCGAGGCUGCCUUCCAGGGAAGAUGCGGGCACGGAUCGCCAUGCGAACAGCUCUGCUACGAGCUCCACGAUGGCAUGUACGAGUGCGACUGCAGGGACGGUUACAUACUUCAUAAAAAUGGAUACAGCUGCGCCGAGCUUAACUCGACAUCUCCAUCGACGAGCGAGUUCGACGAGUUUGUCGAUGAGGCCGAGAGCGACGAGACGAAUGCGGACAAUGCGGAUGACGAAGACGAGAUCGAAGACAUCCUUUAUAUGCGAGGUGCCACCUUCACGAUACAUCUGGAUGCUCCGGCCGAGAAUUCCUCUGCGAAUGCGACGAAGAUAAACGAGGAGAACGGCGCAGAUCGGAUCGAGCUGCGCGCCACGUCCCAGGGCCCAAAUCUGGAGCAGAAAUUGCCAUCCACGAUGGAAAGCAUCAUAAGCACGGAACCAACGUGUUCCUUGGACUGCGGACCGGCUGGAAAUUGUUACAUCGAGCAAUCUCGCGGAGAUGAAGCUGAUGUGCUGAUCGAGGAUGAUGACAGUGAUGACGUCAACGGAAGCGUAGAUCUCGAGGGCAAUACCGUGAAUCUUAGACGAAAGCAGGGAAUGUUCAGACAAAGAUGCCAGUGUCCUCUCGGAAGGGGUGGAGAUCGUUGUCAGUUUGAGGCUGAAGUGAGAUCGCCACGUUUCACUGGAUCAGGCUGGUUGGCUUUUCCUGCUUUAAGAGCCGCUUACAAACAUGUUCAAUUAGAACUGGAAUUUCGGCCCGAAGCGUGGGACGGGGUGCUUCUCUUGGCGGGAGAACGAGACGAUCUUCAGGGUGAUUUUAUGGCCUUAAUACUGCAUCAUGGCUUCAUCGAAUUCAGGUUCGAUUGCGGCAGUGGCGUGGGUACCGUGAGGAGCACGGAGACGGUGAAACUGAAUGAGUGGAACACCCUAAGUGUCUACCGACAUCGAUGGGACGCCUGGGUCCAGCUGAAUCAAGAAAAGAGGGUGGAGGGACGAUCGAAGGGCUUGUUCUCGAGAAUUACGUUCCGUGAGCCGCUCUUCGUCGGCGGGCCCGGAAACACGACCGGUUUGGAGCGACUUCCGGUGAGGACCGGAUUUAAGGGUUGCAUCCGGCAUUUGGAGGCGAACGAGCACCACUAUCGCUUCCCGUUGGCUCCGCAGGGCGACGCCGCGAACGGAUUCGACGUCGAGGAGUGCACGGCCGACAGGUGCAGCAAGGUGCCGUGUUCUCACGGUGGAAAAUGCCUGACAACCGGGGGCGACACGGCUGUCUGUCUCUGCCCACUCGGCUAUACAGGCGAUCUCUGCGAGACCCGGGUCGACCUGCAGGUUCCAUCCUUCAACGGAUCCUCUUACCUACGUUAUCCAGGAUUGGCGGACACGUCGCUGUCGUGGCUGGAAUUGUCCGUCACGUUAAAACCGACCGCGCCGGACGGCGUGAUCCUAUACAACGGCCAUCACAGCGAUGCCACCGGUGACUUUAUUGCGCUCUAUCUCUCCUCAGGCCACGUGCAGUUCACCUUCGACCUCGGAACAGGACCUGCCACUUUGAGGAGCGAGAAUCCGGUACGUCUGGGUGAAUGGGUUGCAGUUCGGGUCUCCAGGACAGGUCGUUUGGCAUCCCUCGAAGUUGAGGACGACCCGGCCCAGGAAAUCCUGGCGCCCGGAGCGUUCACGCAAUUAUCUUUACCACUGAACCUCUAUUUGGGCGGCGCGCCGUCCUCCGACAUGUACUCGCCGAAGAUGAAAACUAUGGCCAGCUUCGUCGGCUGCAUUCAGACGAUCGUGCUGAAUAAUCGCGAGGUGGGUAUCCUAGCAGAGGCGUUAGGCGGAGUAAACGUGGGAAAUUGCGGACACGCGUGCGAGGCCAGACCCUGCGGUGAUGCGGAGUGUCGACCCCUUCGCGAGCGAUUUACCUGCCGGUGUCGUCCAGGUGUGCCGCAUCCCUGUCCUGCUCCGGACGAUUACGCGCCCCUGAUCCCGCCACCAGCGAGAGCCAGCAGCGCCGUGACAUCCACGAGAUACGAGAGGGCUGUGCCCAGCUUCACCGGCAGCGAGAGCUACCUGCAUUAUAACGACGCCGACACGAUGAAAAGGAUAAUCAGCUACAGGGUGGACAUCAACAUGAGAUUUCGCGCCAGCAGCAGCAGCGGCUUGCUGCUGUGGAGCGGCCGCCAGUCGGAUCCUCAGGAACAGAGGGAUGAGAACGAUGACUUCCUCGCCCUCGGCUUGGACCACGGCUACCUCACCCUCGCGUAUAAUUUAGGCUCCAGCGAAGCCAUGUUACGGUAUAAUCUCACUCGACUAGAUGACGAUCUAUGGCAUCGUAUCAGGGCCGUCAGAAACGAGCAAUGGGCAUCUCUCGUGGUAGAUAGCGGUACUGGUGUCUCAGCAUCAUCCCCAGGACAACUGAGGCAAUUGAACACUGAUACUGGUCUUUACGUUGGCGGUGCACCGGACAUCGUGAGGACAACGGGCGGUAGAUACACGAAGGGCAUCGUGGGUUGCAUCAGCGACCUCGUGCUGGACUCGGACUUCUCGGUCGCGUUGUCGUCUCCGGCGCAGGCGACCAACACGCACUCGUGCAUCCCCUGAAAGAGAGAUAUCCGUGCCGUCCGACGUGAGGUGGUGGUGUUGUCGGGUCCAUCCCGAAGCUAGGAUAUGAAAAUUUAAGGAUAACGAAUCACACCGCGCGAGGGUGGCGCGCCGCGUCGAGGGAGAGUGCUCCACACAAAAAAGUGCACCCCCCCCGAUAUGCAUCCAUGGCGGCCGCGCGUAAACCACGCGCGGUCCAACAUUUUUGUACAGACUCAUCCUUCCACAGGUGGAACUCUCGAGAAUGAAGGCGAUUGAGCUGGGUCGGCAACCGACCAUCGUCGAGCGCGGUCAUCGGGUGAUAGGCGGUUUUACUGUAAAUAUUAAUAGGGCUAUCCGAGAUACCGCGGAGAUGUCUAUCGUUUGCCUCGCGGCAUUGAUCCUUGGCGCUGCGGCUUCCUGUCGAUCCUUAUCGGCCGGUCUUAGAAUAAGUUUCAAGUAAGGUUUCAAGUAAGGUUUCUCGUCGGAGGCGUCGGGUAAAUGAGAUGAUGACACGAUUUUCCAACGAUAAGAUUAGACCAGGUGCUGUGCAAACACAUCGUUCAUCACGCAAUUAUUAAACAGUUACAAUCGUAAUUAAAUAAUAAGUAAAUUUAAUAAUUGGAUCAUUACUUUCGCGCAUUGUGCACUGUCUUUUUUAUCCGACGGUCGCAGUUGCUCCAUUUGACCGUGCUUUUCGAGAAUCGAGAUUGUCGAGAAGGAAACUGUUUUCAGAGACAACUAUUCAUAUGAUUUCUAAGAUUGUUUUUCAGUGUAGAAAAGUGGUAAACUAGGGGCUAAUUAUAAAAUGACAAUUGUAAAGUAUGAAUGGGAUAUACGAUGGAAGUAUCGAAGCAACAUAUCCAUUUCUCACGAGACUCAUGCUGUUGAUAAGGGUUUUAAAGAGAUAUCACUGCAAGCAUGCGUGACAAAGUAAUACUUUAAUGUACAGUUAAACUAAAUAACUGCGACGCAUUUUUCUACUCCGUUUCUUCGUAAGCAAUUAUCACUAAGUAAUCCUUUAAUGCUAGCAAGAUAAAAGCGUAAACUACACUCACUGGUAAUUUUAAAUUUAUUCAUUUAUAAUUAAGCCUUGAGCUGUGCGUGAUGUUGUUAAGAUUCAAAUACCAGUAUAGAACAGAAGAUAAACGAACAGACAGAAAACUUCGCUAUACAUAUGGUUUUUAACACAAUUUAUUACUUAGAGAUUAAUAAUUGCUUAAUUACUUUAUUCAAUAUUCGUGCCAUUCCACACGCGACAAUUGCAAACAAAAACUGCCCUCGUUCUUAUUUAUUUUUUAUGCAGAAUGUAUACACGGAAUGUUUCCUUAACUAGAGGAUAAAAGCGUCGAAGAAAAUCGUUAUUUUCAACUUAUACAUAAAUUCUCCACGUUACAUAUUUUCAUAAACUUCCAUUAGAAUUUAUCUGAAAUUGGUUAAAGGAUGAGUCUAUUUGUGGAUUCUUUAAAGUUUACGUCUCAUGAAGUAAAUCAUUACUAUCUUGACUGUGUGCUGAAACAAAAUUUAUAUUAAAUUGGCAAAAGGAGCUGUACUUAAAAGGACAUUCAGUGGUGCACAGAGACACAUUCUUUAUGCAAUAUGUCUGCAAGAAUGUAUCAUCGACCAAGCCUAUCCUUAAAAUUUUCUAUUUGCUAAAUUUAUAAUAUAUCUAUAAUUUUUAUAAAAUUAUAAUAACAUUACAAUUUUACUAUUUAAGCUAAAGAUAAAUUAAAAGUUCACUUGGACCGAUAAUUUGCAAUUUUUUAAUUGCUGUUUUAUCUGUUUAAAGAUUAAUACUCUCGUCAUAACGAUUAUAUAGGUUUUUGUAUUUCUUUAAACCGCGUCGAGGAAUAACUAAACCAGGUUAGAUUAAACUUAAUAGCAAAUAUACACAUUUAGUUCUGAUCAAGCUCAGAAAAGUGGAACGUAUCGAAUCAACUUCAAAAUUUUCACCUAAUGUCCUUGAUUAAACUGUCAUUUCAACUUUGUCCAUAUUCGCAUAUUAAUAGUCGCCUCUCGGAAAUUGUUUCGUAACAAAGUUUACGUAAAUUAGAUUAUUAUUCGUAAUAAAAUUUCUACUAAUAAUGACGUCUAUAUUACAAUAACAGUGAAGUAAAUGAAACGGCGAAAGUGCAUUAGUUUAAUAAUUUUGCAAACUGGCAUUUCACCCAAAUAUUGAUGCUUAAAUUAGCUGCAAGCAUAAUGUAAUAAAAGCUUCAGCAUUUGUACGAGAAAAUAUGCAUAGCAUUCGAAGGAAAUGGAAGUCGUUGCACUGGGACAAUGCCCGGCUGGAUAUAAAAUUUGACGGAGCGCGUCUCGAAGACGGCUUUCGGCCUAAUAUAAAAGAUAAAAGUAUGUAGAAAAAGCAACCCCUCCGCGUCAAUUUUGAUUAUUCUCUCCGACCGGAUGUUACCUUCGACACGAAGUGUUAUUAUAUUCGAUCCUUGCGAAUUUAAAGCGUUCGAGAUUGUCGAAAAAUUUGGAGCGCGUUUGAACUGUCACUGGAUAAAAUCUUUAUUAAAAAUGCAAUAGGAAAAUAAAAAAAAUGAAAUGCUAAAUGAAAUGAAGAAAAUAAAUAUCACUUGAAAAAUGAAAUUUGCAUGUUAUUGGAAACAACAUCAUCAGUAAUAACAUUUUUAUUAAUAUAAUUUAACGAAAAAAUUCAUAAAAUAUUAUGAUGUCAAGUAUUUUUUCCGAAAAAUUCAUUUUGAUUCAACAUCAAUUUAUUUCUGAAACAGAAUAUAAUUAUUCAGCAGAAGUAGAUAGUGCAUAAAAGCAACAGUCAUAAAAGUGAUGUAAUAUUGUAACUCGGUUACUCGCAACUCGCGUACUCGCGUAAUAGAGUCACGGUGUGGUCUCGCGCUACGCAUAUACUUGGCGCGAGACACUACCGUGUCUCUUGAUAGGCAGUAAUAAAGAUAUUAUCCAGCGGCGGUUCAGGCAGCGCGUGCUCGCUGCUCUUACGAAUCACUGCGUACCGCAACUUUUCUAUAUAAUAAUCAUAGAACUUAUCACGAUCUUUUUCUAGCAGCUAAUUGUAAGUCACAAGCGCAGCCACGAGCACGAGUUUUAGUUCCACGACGGUAUCGAAGUUGAUAUAUUGUGAUUGAUACGAUAAAUACUAAUAAAAGUAGAGGAGCUAUAUCAUGGACCAAACACCAACACCUUCAUCAUCAUGUUUACUUCAACGGGGAUGUAUAAUACGCAAAAAUACAAUCGGGCACGAAGCGCAUCUUGAUGACGGUUCGCUACUUGCGUCCUCAUGAACGAUCUCAUCCGGUGUUGGACGAACUUUACAAAUCAUUUAUGGGUCUUUAACGUCCGUUUUCAUCCGUAUGAACCGUAUAUCAUAUCUGAAAGAUAUUUUAAGAUUAUCAGUACAGCAAUAAGUAUAUUUACGCAAGAAUUUGCCUUGUUACGUUAGUAAUGGAUUAACUUCAUCUUAAUGAAUAUUAAGGAGUAAGACGCGUUAAUUAAAAUCAUUGUUAGCGUCUUCGCAAUCUAAAGGAAUACAUAUUUGAUUGAGUCUCUGUGACCAUCUCAAUGGCGAGAGUGUGAGAUCCACAGAUUAAUCAAUUAAUGUUGUAAUAUUAACUAUGGACGAAAAAUACUUAUGUGUCUGGCUUUGUGUCGUUAUAAAGGUAACAAGUUAGUAUUUUAACAAAAGCAUCAUUCGCAGUAAUUUGAUUACUAAUGCAAACUUUCGCAUUUAGACGUGAUUAAUUUAAAAUUCAAUAUAGCUUUGUUCAACGAAGGAAAGCGAUGGAAAGAGAGGAUAACAAUGACACUUUUACACAUACGUAUAAAAAAAGAAAAACAAAUAAUAUCUUUAUUAUGCAGAUGCUCGUCGCAUAUUUUUUUAUCUUCAUAGAGCGUUUCACUCAAUCACUUGUGAACACGAUUUAGCACUACCGGUCGGAAAAAAUCCCAGGUCAAUACGUAUACACAUUCUAUCUCACGGCAGAAGAGACAGGGAAAGGGAGGAAAGGAGUGAGGAAUGAGAAAACGAGAUGGUAAUGUAAGACAUUGAAUAAUCGAUGAACUUCACUUUUGUCAUCGCACGAAAAUGAUUUUGACCUACUCAGACACACAUCAUAAAAGCAAUCGGCUGUAGUCAAUUUUGUACGGAUGUUAUUUUCGGGACUAAAUAUAUAAUGAUAUAUCAAAGGUGAGUGGUAGUCACGUAGAAAGUGUAAUAAUAUACAAUUUAAAUGAUUGUACGUCGAGAGAGAAUUAGCGGGCGGGUAAUUUAUGUCCUCAUUAACCCUCUCACGCUUGAGCUUCCGCAAAAUGUAACAAAAUCAAAGCACUCGUAAAGUAAGCAAAGAUAUCCUUGGACUAAAAGGAUUUAUAUGUGUUUUGUGUAUCUUGUGAAGUAUGAUUUAAUCUUCUGUAAUAAUUUAUCGACAGUGCAGACACUUGAAAUAAGGAAUUUAACAUGUCGCAGUUCUUCAAAAUUUAUUCGGAUUAUUGCGCGAUUGGACGCCUGAAUGUUUCCAUUUGAAUAUUUUCUCGUGCACAGAAUUGUACAUGUAAUGCGUGGGAGGAUUAAAGGCACUUUUUCUAGUGUAAUUCAAUGUACAACAUUUCGCGUAAGUAUGCAUUGAGUGACUCGAGGCUUCUAUGCUCGUACGUCAUUUUGUACAGCGCGCACUCCGUUCCUUUGCAAUUGCAAGUAAACACGUGGGAAUUCACGAUGCAGGGAACUCCCCGAGAAAUCCGAAUACGUUCCGCUCGUUUUCUAAUUGCAAUGCUUCAACUCGGAAAUAUGGUUCCUGGACGCAUUCCACCCAAUGCCGUCGGAGAUUACUCUCGAGAUAUUCGCUAUGUAUUCGAAUAUUCGAUAAUAAUAUUCCAGCUGGAAAUUAUUCCAAACACUGGAAUUCCGCGAGUAUCUGCAUGCUUGAAUCGCGAGUAUUCGGAUCGAUAAUUCUACGAGAUCACCAACAAACUGCUGUAGCAAUUAUUAUUAUCCAACUAUGCGAUGUUCAAAUCUUCGAACAAAGCAAUUAUAAUUUACAAUCGAAUCAUGUCGUAAUCGUAAUAAGAAACUGGACAUACGAGUUGCUAUUUGCAGAUCGGAAUUGAAUAUUCUGAAGGAAUUAAUUUUAUAAUAAAUUGAUAUAUCUUAAGAGAAAUUAUAUAUUUUAAUUAUUAAUACUCAGAUCAUACAUGUAAAAUACUGAGUGACAAUUAAAAUGCGACUACUUUCGAGUAUUCGAGUACCGAGUUGCUCGAAACACGACGGCAAAUUUCAUUCUAACACCAAAGUAGUGUAUCGAAGCUUUAAUUACUUAGCUCUUGUGGUUUCGAAUUUUUGUGUUUUCCAUUCAAAGAUCAAAAGAAAAUUUUAUGCCCUUUCCAGAAUCAGCAAUUAUCACUUAAAACUGUAAUAAUUUUAUUUGCAAAUCGAGAUAAGUUCUGCAGAAAACGAAAUCGACCGAUGAAUCAAAUAUUGUUAAUUGUUUCCUUCCUGCAGAACUUGAUCCCAAUUUAUUUGCGACACGUCAAAUUAUUAUAAAUUGUGAAGGUUUUUUUAGAAACUUUAAAGAUUUAUAAUUAAAAGUAUUUAAUUAAAUGGCGUGAAAAAACUUAUGUCUAUGUGUAUAUGUAAUAUUCAUAAGCAAAGUUAUUCUUAAAAAGAUGUACUAAUUGCUUAUGAUAAUUAAUAUCUACGUAAUAUUGUAUAUUAUUUAUUUAUUCAUUGAGUAAAGCGCAGUUGUGCAAUACAAUCAAUGCAACUGAUCUUGAAACGCAUGAGAGAAUCAGUUUUAAAUGUUCCUCUAAUGAUCAGUGAUAACUAUGUGGCGUAUUGCUUUCUCAUUUAUUAUACAUUGAAUUGUGAAAAAUCAAAGUCGAUUGAAAGAGAAUUUAGAUUGAAAAAAUGGCGUCACAUUCUUCAUAGAUCUGACAAUAAUUGAAUGUCGCUAUCACCAUUUGAUUAAAUUAUUUCCGUGUAUAAAUUCUGUCAGUAUUUAUUAACUGUAAUGUUUUUUCAUUGAAUGAACCACUCGUUACAGAGGAAGAAAUGCGCGAGAUGGUUAAAUGAUAUCAAAAUACGUUAAACAUAUGAAUUAAAUAAACUCACGAAUCUGUAACAAAAUUUAUGAAUAUCGCAUCUAUGUAGAAGACGCCGUUUUUUCAUUGCGCUUAUUCAAGCAUCGCCUGAGUUGACGUACUUACGAUAAGAAAAAAAGAGAGUCACGUAAAAAUCGAUUUUGAAUCUGUUUUUAGGAUGCUAUAACUGAUAAAAAUGUCGAUUUAAUUGUAAAAGACAUGCAAUCAGACACGUUUAAUUUCGCCUGCCGUACAAGCACCUAAACAUCGAAGUUGUUCCUUAUUCUUUUGAAUAUACAGGGUAAGCCAUUUAAACGAAAAUAUCAUCAUGGAAGCCGAAUGCAUAUGUUACGAAUAAGGUAGAAAAUUAAAUUGAAAUUUCGAAAUUCAUGGGAAGGAAUACCUUCCACGUUUAUCAACGCAAUAUUAAUGGCUUCUCAUGAUCCUCGUGGAAAUAACUUGCCCUGCGUCCCUCGAUGUAAUCCUGCGCGAAAAUAGUUUACUUGUAAAAUUCUACGAAUUUCAACCCUUUCGCCACUUUAGUUUGUUGGAAUUAACGUUCAAGAAUAAAGGAAGAACAAGUAAAUUAAAAUUCUUAAAUUCAUGCAACUUGCACGAGAUUAGAAUUUGCAUUAAUCAUACGUAAAAAAACCACAAAUUAAUGUACAAAAAUAUUAAGAUGUGACUUUUGAAAUUUCUUAUAAAUUAAUGAAUAAGAAAUUCGUGCGAGUUAACUGUAAGUCGUAUAAUGCAAUUUGUACGUGUUAUUUACGCGACUGUAUGGCACGGCAUUUAAAUUGGAUUAGCGAAUUUUAAAUCAUGGUGUAAGCCUUUGUUUGAUAUUCUCGGAUAUGGAAAAUUCUCGGAGACAAUUGAACUUGUUGCUGACGUUUAGCGAAAGGGUUGAGGCGCGAUCACAAACGUUAAGGGAAGAGAUUCAUUUAGCGGCUCGGAAUGAUAUUCGACGAUUACACGCGUGUAAUAAAGGCUGACGCGUACGUACUCUCAUACGUCAUAUCCACUUAAAACUUAAAGCAAAUCGCUGGAUAUCAUCACCUCAAGACACAAAACGCGGGAAGAAGCACUAUAUUGAAGAAGAGAAGAAAAAAAAUAUCAAUACAUAUUAAUAUAUAAUAGAUAUUAUAUUAUUACUGAAUAUUAUAUUAAUAUAUGAUGCUAUAUAUAUUAACUAUUUCUAUUAUGUCCGUCUGCAAAGUCUAUUAGAAGAGUCUAUCCUGUCGACCUAUUCUUACGACCCAUGUGGAUCUCCUCGGAUAUAAAUGUACACAUGUGCGUGUACGCGUGUAUCGAUGAGCGUGGCAUAAUCGCCGAUCGGGAAAGGUAAUUCCUUUUAACGUGUCUCGGAAAUCCGCGAUUUCGCAAGACGAGAGCGCACGUUUACGAUACACGUGUAUUGAUGCAUGUACGAGACUCGACGAGUGAUCAUGACCACGAUCAAUCAGUUGAUCAAUCGAUCGGUCAAUCCUCGAGAGUCUCCCGUCCUCGUUUCAGACGAUCGAUGUGUAAGAUCUUCGUCAUUAAAUGUUCGUGACACGCUCGUGGCAAUAAAACUAGGAUGCUACGUUUGCGAUCGUUUGCGAUCUCUCGCUUCAAUCCUCUCCGGCGUUGUCGUCGGCGUGUCGAUGCUUGCGCGCGAGUCAGAAAUAUUGUAAAACUUAAUCUUGGACAGGUAAUAAUUAUCAAUAUACGGCGAAGAUGAUUACUCUUCUCGACGGUCACCACAAAAUUACUUAUUUAAUUAAUAAAAUAAUUUAAUUCAGAAGAUUAUCGUGAUUUAAUUUUCACGAAGAAUCUAAUGAUUUUUUUAAAGAUACACUUUUUAAAGAUUACUUGAAUUGAUCAUAAUGAAAACUUGAUGCAUCUGUAAGAAUAAAAAAUUUCCUCUUUAUUAAUAAUGUAUUUUAUUUUAUUAUAAAAGCAUUAAUGUCUUUGGUGAGACGAGAGUCUGUUAAUAAAGCUUUGCGCUGUAAGGAAAUAAUUUAAAUCAAAAUGAAUCUUAUAUUUCGUACAAUAUAUUUUUAUAUGAAAAAUUGCGAGAUGAAUGUAUAACUAAUUGUACCCAUCGUGAAGAUUUAUAUUAAAUGCUAUCUAAAUUCAUAAUCUCAUUUGCACGCAAAAUAUAAAUACGUUGUCAGCUUUCUAACAAUGUUGAAUAAGAGAAAAUCGUAAUCUCUCUCUUUGAAUCUUACCUGUCUAGGAUUAACGAAACAAUUUCUUUCCCCCCGUAGCAAUCUGUGUGUUAUACAGUACAUCCGAUUGCACAUGCGACCGAAUCGAAUGAUAAUUCGUGAAUAACGCUAAAAGUGCGUUAUCGCGCGUGAACACCGACGUUCUCCGACGCAGCCUUUGUAUCGCGUGAUACGACUCCGUAUGUUCUUUUCCGAGGGUGUUCGAUGAGUGCACACUCUGUUUGCGAUCCGAUGGAAAAUUGCGGACCGCGUGUCGUUACGAGCGACCGAUUCGCAUCGACGUGUUUUGUACGUGUGUGAUUUACGUAAGCCCGAAAUUAAGUUGAUACGGGUGGCGCGCACCGGCCGGCGCCCGCGCGGCAAUGCGGCGUGAUUAUUUAGUGGAUUGUGUACGUAUACGUUUGAACACGCAGUGGUUAAAUUCAUAUGAACUAUGAGCAAAUGUGUGUGUCUCAGCUCAUGUUGUCAAAGCAUCAAUAAAAAAAGAGGUUUUAUAAACCGCGUGGUAUCCCUUUGUUACUGCUCUGUGACGCCCGCAUCAUCAAGUAUCUCGGAUUUUCCUUUACGUUUACCUGACGCUUACUUGCGCCUCAACUCUGCACACAACGAGCUACGUCUUCAUAACAUGAUACUCUCCGCGAAGAAUCAACUGCAGCAAUGAGAGUUAUUGGCAUAGGCAAAAUCGUUAUUUAUUGAAAUUUAUUGAGCACAAUUAGUUCUCCUUAUAUUUUUACACAAGUAAACCUAUAUUAAAAGUUGUUUGAAAUUAUGUUUAUAUGUAUAUAGAAUGUCUUAAGUUAUCCUUUACACAAACACACGUGUACAUAUGCGUAUGCUCGUAUAUUGGUGUACGUUUUUUAUAUAUUUAAAUUCAUUUCUCUGUAAUACCCACGAUGCAUACUAACAAUACAUAUCAAAGUCUUAUGUUACACUGGCAAUAAUAAUUAUAGUUAUCUGACA